Messenger RNA from Papilio machaon (common yellow swallowtail), 5189 nucleotides. RefSeq names its product putative epidermal cell surface receptor (gene sas). Gene Ontology annotation, molecular function: protein binding. NCBI's taxonomy places the organism in Eukaryota, Metazoa, Arthropoda, Insecta, Lepidoptera, Papilionidae. The coding region runs from base 212 to 4810 and encodes 1532 amino acids. The record is from RefSeq and is a predicted model, not a curated record. The transcript has 19 exons.
UCUUACGUUACGUGUGUUCUUUUCAUGUAAAAUUUCUAACGAAUACGUUUUAACAUAUAAAAUAAUUAGUACACAUCAACCGGUAGAUUUUUGUAUUACUCAUGUUUUAAUCUGUGCCAAAAACUGUUGACAGUUUUAUUUUGAAUUUGACUUUUCUGUUAGAAAGUGCGUUCAGAGUGUUUUUCUGCCAGCUACCGAUGGCGACGCGGUGAUGGCGUGGACCGUCCGCGCAGUGGCGCUCUGGUGCGCCGUGGUCCUGGCGCUGCUGACUACGACCGCCGCUUACACCGUCGACUGUAACCACGAAUAUACUGACUGCGACACUGAACUCAGUAAAAUGACGACCGACGAGGAAGAAGUCACCCAACAUCAGCCGUCGCAUCUCACAAUACCACCAUUCGUCUUCACAACAACGCCACAACCGAAGAAGAUAUUUACAGAAACACCAACAACAACCACAACAAUAACGCCAUCGCCACCAAAAUCUACAGUAGUGACACCUACCACAGAUUCCAAAAUAGAUUUAGAAACAACAGAAAUGACAUAUCUGACAGAUUCAAUAUUAAAGGCUAAACCUAGAUUACUAGAUUUAAGUGUAGAUGAGUUGCAGAGCUUCGCAAAUGCAUUACACAAUCAAACAAAUCAAGGUAUGAACAGAAAACUUUCAGAUAUAAGCGAAGUAUCUUUAGACGUAGAUGAAGAUGAUGAACCGCCAAGAUUGAUUACGAGCGUGCCUAAGAAUAAGGACAUAACUGAUAAAUUUUAUUCAAACCUUCAAGUUCCCUUUAAUCCAUUACUGUCGAUCGAUAAAUCAGAUGAAGUGGAAAUAUGUAAGGAAAAUGAAAUCAUAUAUAAGGUAGGUGAUCGAAUAGACAGAGGAUGUGAUGAGACAUGUGAAUGUACUACGUCUGGUAUAUUCGAGUGCUCACCGCGUUGCAAGCAUCCUUACACACGACGGGGAAGACGACUGAAUGAUCCACUUUGCUUUGAGUCGCCAGUAGACGAAUGUUGCUCGAUUAUUGCUUGUUCCACCGGCACUGGAGCAACCAAGGCAGACGCGUGUAAAUUCAAAAAUGAAAGCUAUGCUAUAGGGUCAAGCUGGAAUAUAGGAUGUCAACAGACGUGUGUAUGCGAAGAGCAUUCUGUGGUAUCCUGCAGACCAAGAUGCAAUCGACUACAAACAUCGGAGAAGUGUAUAAACGUGCAAGAUCCUAAUGACGAUUGCUGUGAGAUACAAGUAUGCGACGUAUCGUCUGACGCGCAUGAGGAGCCUGAGAACAUCACAAUGACAACAACUUCCACCAUCACAACAUCCCCAACAACCACACCGAUGACAACAACUACAUCAACGACAACCACUACUUCAACUAUGAUUUCAUCUUUUCUGGCGUCAGAGACUGGAAGAUCAUUGGACGAUGUGAAUGAUUCCUUCAGACCGACGAUGAGGCCGCUAGUGUUAACUGAACCGAUCGGAUCAGUAACAGUACUACAAAACAAUAGCGUGCAAGUUAACUUAAUGCAUAUGAACAACAGCGAAGAUCCAAUACAUCUGUUACUUAGCAGCGAUGGCGGCCGUACAUUCCGAGAUGUGGAACUAAGAUAUACCAAUCUUAUACUCAAUCUCGAAGGUGGCAAGGAUUAUAUUUUAAAAACAAAAGAAACAGGCACUAAAUUCAACUUCACAAUAACAACAACGGAUUCGACUUCCAAUGAAGUUCCAGUGGAAGAAAGUAAUACGUAUAAAAUAGGAUGUCAUCAAGAUGGGAAAUUUUAUGCUGUCGGUGAGGAGUUCCACAUUGGGUGUUCAGAGCUAUGUGAAUGUACCGGAGAUGAGAAACGCGAGUGCGCGGCGCUAGUGUGCCCGUCCCAUGUUGGUCUGGAAUUGGUGAGCAAGGGCUGCGUGCGCUGGGCCGCCAACCCGCCCGCGCACCCGCCUAACUGCUGCCCUAGAACUGCGAGAUGUCUAAGUGAUGGGACUUGUCAUUAUAAAGGAGUUGCAGUACCGAACUGGAGCGAAGUGCCGUUAACUCUGACUGGGUGCGAACAGCGAUGCUUCUGUGAGAAUGGUGAACUGGACUGUCAAGAGGUGUGCUCACCAUUGCCGUCGUUGCCACCGCAGAAUCUGCGUUGUCCGCCAAACCACCGCCCCGCCGCGGUCAAUAUAUCAGAUGAGGAUUGCUGCAAGCAGUGGGGGUGUAUGCCUAAUGCUGCAUACAAGAAUGGAUCCAAAUAUUCGCAUGUUUUUUCAUCGCAUGACGCAUCACAGAAUCACGUGACUCCGGUCGCGCCCGUCCUACCGACUGUCACGACACCAGUACUGCCAACACCACUAGCCAUGACUGAGACCAAUGACUACUUUCGACACAUGAACUCCGCCAAGACUAGACAAAAAACCAACAAACUUGUACAACCGCCCGACCCAGGUCCCAUUGCCGACGACUCACUGUACCAUUACGUACACGAGACAAAGAAUAACACCUUCGCCAUAUACAGCCCGAAUGAAUUUCACAGACCGUUCAAACUACUACAGCCUAUACCGCCCGUGACAAGUAUAAAUGUCAACUGGAAAUCUUUAGAGCCACCGAAUAAUUCUGUCCUUGUCGCACCUGUGCCAGUCUCUAUUCAGUCAAAUAUACCGAUCGCCUCACAUCAUUCUGAUACAGGAACAAAUACCCGGAACCAUUUAACUUACGUCCUACCGGACAACAAAAUACAGGACUUGUUCGAAAAGUACAAACACAACCAAAUGAUGGAAGCAAAAUCUAUAUCAGACCACGAUGAGUACGUGCAACAAAUGCACGAGUCUGUCAGCAAAGUACCGCUCUUACAGAUGCAUAAUUUAAACUAUUUCUUACCGGUUUAUGAUAAAAAGAUACCGAGUCACGUUCCGUUUAGUUUUGGCGAAACAAAAACCACACCGGGCAGCACGAAACCGACAAAAACAUAUUUCGAACCCAUGUUCAAUCAGUCGGCGGAUUAUUAUAGAAAACAUCAGAACCCACAGACUUAUAAAAAUGGCCGCCAUGACGUUCACGGAUUACAUGGCAAACAUGUCACAAUAUUACGUAGCAAAGACUUGAAACCUAUACGACCUUCCGACUCAGGAAACAAUGAUAAAUCCUGGCCGCCGAAUAACAUACACGUUUUAGCGAAAGUCCCGAACCCUUACGAGACCGUUUUGUUUCGAGUGUUGCCUGAACCUAUAACAGAUAUGCAGAAAGUGCCCAGCAAUAGUGUUAAGCUUAAUAAGGUUUCAGGUAAAAGCUAUUCAACAUUAGACCUGGAGCACAUGCUCUCCCAAAUGGAGGUGGAAUCGGAGGUGAAUAGGAAUCUCGGACGUUCGGCUGACAAAGACAUAGGAGAACACGCGGCAGGUCCAAUGCCAGGUUUUCCAGGUAAACCACAUCCACCGGAGUUCAUACCAACUAUACCUCCCGACGUCCGAUACCCACAAGAAGAGAUAGUAGAUUAUGAACAAAACAAUAUACAUCGACCACUUAAUCUUGAUCCGACGCUCAACGGCAUACCGAUGCCACCUUCGUAUUCAGAUGACAACAAAAAACUGUCCGUUAUAUUAUUACAAUCGGAUACUCCGACUAGUGUUAAGAUGAUUUUCGGCCUACCCCCAGUUUUGGUCGGGUUACGAGGUAGCGUUGACCUUCGAUACACUGAUACGGCGGACGAGGACAUAUCUCAUUGGUAUUCCCAAAUAUUUGCACCGGCGGAUGAAAUUCUCGGCACACAGAGGUUGGACUUCAGACUGACUGGCUUAAAGCCUUCGACCACGUACAAAAUACGAGGCAAACUCUACUUACACAAUCUGCCCGCCGAGCCAGAGAGUGAUGUAUUUAAUGUACGCACUCUAGAUUUACCAGCGGUUCAGGCGGAGGAAGAGAAACGACGAGAGAUCAAUAGCAGACUGACAGUGGUUGAUGUUAACGACACCACCGCGCGCCUCAGCUGGCGUCACUUCACUGACGAUGAACUGCAGUUUAUUGAUGGCAUUCAAGUUCGGUACCGUCCGGUGGGCACGCCGAUAUACAGCAUGACGGAGGUACUGCACCAUGCGCGCGCACAGGCCGAGCUGAGCGCGCUUCGUCCCGCAGCGCGCUACGAGGCCGAGCUGGUGCUAAUCCCGCCGCCGCGCGCGCUCACUGAGCUGUAUGACGCAACUAAAGUAGAGUUCACGACCUCGCCUUUUGUCGAUCCCUACAACUGGUCGGUGACAGUGGAAGUGCAUACAGUGGGCUCGGUAGCCGCCGAGCUGAUGUGGCACGGUGUGCCCGCGCCCGCCGAACGCUGGGUCAGGAUAUACCGGGCGGCGCACGCCUGCGGCUCCUCGCGCAAGGAGCACGACGACUUCAGACUAGCCACACGAGACCUCCCGCCCACUGUCACACUUAAUGGACUCACUCCUAACUCUAAAUGCCGAGUAUGGCUGGAACUGUACCUGACGAACGGCAAAGUGAAAACAAGUAACGUUGUGGAGAUUCACACAAAGUCUGAGAACUCUCCGGAGACUGUGGACAAUAUAAUAGAGGCAUCAGUAUCUGGUGGUCGUGGCGGGCCACCGCGAGGCGACUACUACGGCGCGCUGGUGGCUGUAGGUGUGGUGGCUGCGCUGGGAGCGCUCACAUCGCUGCUGUUAUUGCUGGUGGUGGUCAGACGACAUCGGCCACGCUCCGUGCCCAUCACGCCGGUGCCAUCAGCACCACGCGAGUCCUCCCUCCCGCCAUACGACAAUCCGGCGUACAAACUGGAGCUGCAGCAGGAAACUAUGGGUAAUGGAAAUUAUAAGUUUAGCAUGUGAUCUCUGACAGUUAAGUUCCCGUGGGCACCAGGGCAAUGGGCUCAACGGGAUCGCAGCCAACGACCCGCAAGCAAGGCGCAGGCCGUACAACGAAAUGGCCGUGUAAAUACGUCUAAUUGAAAAAUAUACACCAAAAGUAUACAAUCAAGAGAUCAAAGUAUACAUUUUAUACAAGUGAUAAAGUGGAAAAACUAUGCGAACUGAAAAUUAUUCACUAAUGUGAAUUUAAUGCAUUGCGAAAAGGAAAAAUUAUUAUUGUAAGGUUGGUACACACUAUAGCACUUGUAAGUGUAAGUGUGCCGUAGUGUAUAUGUGCCUUUAUAAUUUUACUUUUUUUUAUACACCGUAAAAAUACUCAUUUCAUUUUAAAUCAAUUGUA